ACCAUGGCCGCCUUGGCUGCCCGGCUGUCUAAGCAGCGGGCCGUGGCCCAGGGUCUUGGCUCUAGUCAGAAGGCCGUGAAGUACUUGGACCAAGACUUUGAGGCCCUGAGGCAAGAGUGCUUGGCUUCGGGGGUUCUCUUUAAGGACCCCGAGUUCCCGGCCUGCCCGUCGGCCCUGGGCUACAAGGAUCUUGGUCCCGGCUCCCCACAGACACGUGGUGUGGUCUGGAAGCGGCCCACGGAGCUGUGUGCCAGCCCUCAGUUUAUCGUUGGCGGGGCCACGCGUACAGACAUUUGCCAGGGAGGACUCGGUGACUGCUGGCUGCUGGCGGCCAUCGCCUCGCUCACCUUGAACCAGGACCUGCUUCACCGAGUGGUGCCUCCAGGCCAGAGCUUCCAGCAGGAUUAUGCCGGCAUCUUCCACUUCCAGUUCUGGCAGUAUGGCGAGUGGGUGGACGUGGUGGUGGACGACAGGCUGCCCACCAAGGACGGGGAGCUGCUGUUCCUACACUCAGAGGAGCGCAGUGAGUUCUGGAGCGCCCUCCUGGAGAAGGCCUAUGCCAAGCUCAACGGCUCCUAUGAGGCUCUCUCCGGGGGCUCCACGGUGGAGGGCUUUGAGGACUUCACAGGUGGUAUCUCUGAGUUCUUUGACCUGAAGAAGCCCCCAGCGCAGCUGUUUCAGAUCGUGCGCAAGGCCCUGCGUGCGGGGGCUCUGCUGGCCUGCUCCAUCAGUAUUUCCAGUGCGGCUGAGACAGAAGCCAUCACCAAUCAGAAGCUCGUGAAGAGCCAUGCUUACUCUGUCACUGGAGCGGAAGAGGUGGACUUCCGUGGCUGCCCAGAGAGAUUGAUCCGACUCAGGAACCCUUGGGGCAAGGUGGAGUGGAUGGGAGCCUGGAGCGACAAUGCACCGGAGUGGAAUCACAUAGACCCCAGGCAGAGAGAAAAACUGGACAGGAAAGCAGAGGAUGGAGAGUUCUGGAUGUCCUUCUCAGACUUCCUGAGGCAGUUCUCUCGGCUGGAGGUCUGCAACCUGGCCCCCGACUCCCUGAGCUACAAUGAGCUGCACAAGUGGAACCUGGUCCUGUUCAAUGGCCGCUGGACGCGGGGCUCCUCCGCUGGGGGCUGCCAGAACUAUCCUGCCACGUACUGGACCAACCCCCAGUUCAAGAUCCACCUGGACGAGCAGGAUGACAGCCCUGGGGAGCCCCACUGCACCGUGCUGCUGGGCCUGAUGCAGAAGAACCGGCGACGGCAGAAGCGUCUGGGGCAGGGCCUGCUCAGCAUUGGCUAUGCCGUCUACCAGGUUCCCAAAGAGCUGGAGAGCCGGACAGACACGCCGCUGGGCCCAGACUUCUUCCUGGGCCGCCAGCCUGCCGCCCGCUCCAGCACCUAUGUCAACCUGCGUGAGGUGUCGGGCCGGCUCCAGCUGCCCCCGGGGGACUACCUGGUGGUGCCAUCCACCUUUGAGCCCUUCAAGGACGGGGACUUCUGCCUCCGGGUGUUCUCAGAGAAGAAGGCGGGGGCGCUGGAGAUUGGGGAUGAGGUGGCUGAACACCCCUAUGAGCCUCACCCCAGGGAGGUGGAUGAAGCAGACAAGCAGUUCAGGAGCCUGUUUGAGAAGCUGGCCGGGCAGGAUGCCGAGCUCAGUGCUGGUGAACUCAAGACGGUUCUCAAUGGAGCGCUUUCCACAUGGCCAGACAUAAAAUUUGAUGGAUUUGACAUCAACACUUGCAGGGAGAUGGUCAGCCUGAUGGAUAGCCAUGAGACAGGCACCUUGGGGCUGGCGGAAUUCAAGACGCUUUGGCUGAAGAUUCGCAAGUAUCUGGAGAUCUUUCAAGAAGCUGAUGUCAACCACUCGGGGACCAUUGAUGCCCAUGAGAUGAGGAUGGCCCUCAAGAAGGCAGGCUUCUCCCUCAGCAACCAGGUGCAGGAGACCAUCGCCCUGCGGUAUGCAGGCAGCCAGCUGGGUAUCGAUUUCAACAGCUUCGUGGCAUGUCUGACCCGCCUGGAGGCGCUUUUCAAGUUGUUCAGGCUCCUGGACAAGGAGCAGAAGGGGACUGUGCAGCUCUCUCUGGCCGAGUGGCUGUGCUGUGUGCUGGUCUGAUGCAGAGAUCCGACUCCGGUGACGCUCCCUGUUGGCCUGCCUUCCUUUCCUACCCCUUCUUUCUGGGUUUGUCAACACUUAGCCCUGAGUGGUGUGACCCCCCCUUCACCCUGAGAUCCUGAGUUUCCACCCCAGAGGGAUCUGAGGAGCCCCCAGAUUUGGUCAGCAGUGUCUGGGCAGACCCCAGGACCCAGUGGAGGGCAGGGUGAUUAAAGUGGUGGGCAACGAGCUUUGGUCUUUCUCCAGUGACUGACUCCCUGAGGGGACCGGGAUCCAUGAGGGGAAGGCUUGUCGGGAAAUGGCUUCUUCCUCUCCAGGGUGCUGAGAGGCUGGGUAUGUGAAGGGAAGGGAGUCCCACCAGGUAAAGCUGCCUGUGGCAGUGUCGCAGGAACCUGGCCUCAGUGCUCUCCAGA
This is a messenger RNA of Erinaceus europaeus (western European hedgehog), 2516 nucleotides long. Its product is annotated as calpain-8. Gene Ontology annotation, molecular function: calcium-dependent cysteine-type endopeptidase activity; calcium ion binding. The record is from RefSeq and is a predicted model, not a curated record. The transcript is spliced from 21 exons. Bases 4 to 2103 code for a protein of 699 amino acids. Gene Ontology annotation, biological process: proteolysis. NCBI's taxonomy places the organism in Eukaryota, Metazoa, Chordata, Mammalia, Eulipotyphla, Erinaceidae. Gene Ontology annotation, cellular component: cytoplasm.